Trypanosoma theileri is the source of this 1104-nucleotide messenger RNA. RefSeq names its product ATP-binding protein Cassette (ABC) superfamily. The record is from RefSeq and is a predicted model, not a curated record. Bases 1 to 1104 code for a protein of 367 amino acids. Gene Ontology annotation, molecular function: long-chain fatty acyl-CoA binding; fatty acyl-CoA hydrolase activity. Gene Ontology annotation, cellular component: cytosol. NCBI's taxonomy places the organism in Eukaryota, Euglenozoa, Kinetoplastea, Trypanosomatida, Trypanosomatidae. The transcript has a single exon. Gene Ontology annotation, biological process: fatty acid metabolic process; acyl-CoA metabolic process.
AUGCUGCGUCACUUCUCCCUCCGCACACGUCUCUCCUCCAUUAUUGCCGGCGCCGGUGCUGUGAGUUAUCGACGUUUUGUGGUCGGGGACGGCCGUAAAGGCGUGCAGCCGGCGGUCCAUCUCGACUGGACGGAUAUUGUCGGGCACGACACCGCCAUUGUGAGCCGACUGGCCGCCGGUGAGUUGUUGGCGAUGAUGGAUUUGUGUGCAAAGCGGGUGGCAGAUGUGUUUUUAACAAGAGCCAAUCUGAAGAUUAGCACAAGUACGGUGGGAGUUACAAAUACAAUGUUUUCUUCUCCCGUUCUUCAUGGGGAUUCUGUGCGAAUGCAUGGACGACUGGUCUUCUGUGGUACCAGUUCGUUGGGAAUUCACAUUCGUUUCUUUCGUCGUUCGCCAGCCACACUUCAGGACUCACCCGCAGGAGAGAGUUUUUUCACAAUGGUUGCCAUUGAUAAAGAUUUACAUGCCCUUAAAGUAGUUCCCGCAGUAGAACUAACAAGUGAAGAAGAUAUUGAGCUCUAUAAACGUUACGCAAAUAUACGAGAUGUAGUUAAGAAAAGGGAAGAAGAAGCCCGUAUUAGGGCUGAAAAGUCGGUUACCGUUGAGGAUGUGGAAUGUAGUAUUAAUAAGAAGAAACUAUCUCAUGUACCUAUUUCUUCUAGCUGUACUUCUGCCCAUCGUAUUUUCCUUCUUUACCAUUUAAAUAAUAAUCGAACUAUAUUUGGUGGUGAAUUAAUGCGUUGGAUGGAAAAACAUGCUGUCCACUGCGCUCGUAUGUUUACAGGUAAUCGUCAUGUAUAUACUGUGGUUAUGCACAGUGUGGCGUUUCAUCAACCAGUGUUUGGAACGGACUGGGUAGUCCUGCAGGCGGAUGUCAUUUAUGUUCGAAAUACUACUAUGGAAGUGGAUGUAAAGUUAAGUGUAGAACGUAAUGGUCAAGUUGUAUUAACCAAUCGUGCAUCUUUUCUAUUGAUUAAUACAGAUGAAAUAGGACAAAAAGUUAUUAUUCCUAAAGGAUUAGACUUGAAAAGUGCCUCACAGGAUGAAUUAUUGCGUUUUGCUGAGGCGAAAGCACGAUAUGAAGAUCGCUUAAAGUUCAAAUGA